Lotus japonicus is the source of this 639-nucleotide messenger RNA. RefSeq names its product NAC domain-containing protein 83-like. The transcript has 3 exons. The coding region runs from base 1 to 639 and encodes 212 amino acids. Gene Ontology annotation, biological process: regulation of DNA-templated transcription. The record is from RefSeq and is a predicted model, not a curated record. NCBI's taxonomy places the organism in Eukaryota, Viridiplantae, Streptophyta, Magnoliopsida, Fabales, Fabaceae. Gene Ontology annotation, molecular function: DNA binding.
AUGACAUCCUUUGAGAUGGAGAUCGGCCUCAUAACUUUUGAGAAUGAUGGUAGUGUUAGUUUACUACCUGGGUACAAGUUUGAUCCCACUGAUGAAGUUCUUGUGGAUUUCUACUUAAAAAGGAGGGUAUUUUCUCAACAUCUUCCUGUUCAAAUCAUCCCUGAUUUUAAUGUGUUUCAAACUGAGCCUUGGGGGCUUCCCGGAGGAGAUGGAAAUAUUUUCAGUGAGUGCAAGUUCUUCUUCUACAACCCCAUGAAACGUGACCUUACAAAUCUUUAUAUGAGAGUUGCUGGAAGUGGUCAGUGGAAGGUUGUGGAGAAAGGUAAAGACAUUCCUAUCCCUCAAAACAACAAGGUGGUUGGAAAGAGGAACACCUUGAUUUUCUGGGAGGCGAAAGGAGUCUCUACUAGGAGGACUAACUGGGUGAUGCAUGAGUUCCGACUUGUGUUAAUUGAUAACCCAUCUAAGAUGACAAAAUGGGCUGUGUAUCGCAUCUUCCAGAAGAAUGAUGAAAAAAAGGUAAAGAAAACAAGAGGGUCUAAAGAGGGGAACUCUAAUGGUGGAAAAAACGGUGCAAGUGUUGAAGCAAUUGAUUUCAAUGAGAGUGGCAAUUCUCAAGCUCUACCAUUCCUUAAGUGA